GGCGACAGCAGGUAGAACAGGACUGGGGACAGAGCUGCAGAUCUUCCUACCUAGGGCACCCUGAGAAGCCAGAUGUUCACCCCCUUGAGGCCCGUGGGGACCCCGGUGUGGCUGCCGGUGCUGCUGCUGGCCCUAGCGGCAGACAGGGCGGUGGCGGCGGCCGCGCCCACCUUCCCAUGGCGGGACGCGAGGACCGGGGAGGGGCUAGUGUGUGCCCAGUGUCCCCCGGGCAGCUUCAUGCGGCGGCCGUGCGGCCCGGGUAGCGCCACCGUCUGCGAGCCGUGCCCAGCCCGCCACUAUACGGAAUUCUGGAACUACUUGGAGCGCUGCCUCUACUGCAACGUCAUCUGCGGGGAGCACGAGGAGGAAGCGCUGCCGUGCACCGCCACCCACAACCGCGUUUGCCGCUGCCGUGCCGGCUUCUUCGAGUUCGCCGGCUUCUGCCUGGAACACGCGCCCUGCCCGCCCGGCUCCGGCGUAGCAGCCGCCGGCACCCCCAGCCAGAACACGCAAUGCCAGCCGUGCUCCCCAGGCACCUUUUCCGCUAACAGCUCCAGCACCGAGAGCUGCCAGCCACACCGCAACUGCUCGGCCCUGGGCCUGGUGCUCAACGUGCCUGGCUCCUCCUUCCACGAUACCCUGUGCACCAACUGCACGGCCUUCCUGCUUGGUGACUGGGAGCCCGGGAUGCCAGGGGUGGAGGAGUGCGAGAGCGCCAUCCUAGACUUCGUGGCUUUCCAGGACAUGUCCUUCAAGAGAUUCCUGCGACUGCAGCAGGCGCUGGCUGGCCAGGACGUGCAGAGCCCUGUGCCGCCUCGGGAGGGACUGGCAGCCUUGCAACUGAUGCUCCGGGGGCAGCUGGCACGGAUCCACGAACAGGAGGGUGGGGGGCCCCUGUUGGAGCGGCUGCUGCAGGCUCUGCACACCGCCAGGCUGCCUGCCCUGGAGCGCAGCGUCAGGGCCCGCUUCCUCCCCACCCGUUGACUGCGGCCCCCUUAUUUAUCCCCCCCACGCCCCUACACACAGGCUGGGACGGGGCUCUUAUCAUCAACUUUUAUUUUUUUAAUGAAGCCCUUUUGUAAAAUUGG
Messenger RNA from Erinaceus europaeus (western European hedgehog), 1088 nucleotides. RefSeq names its product TNF receptor superfamily member 6b (gene TNFRSF6B). Gene Ontology annotation, molecular function: protein binding. The record is from RefSeq and is a predicted model, not a curated record. Lineage: Eukaryota; Metazoa; Chordata; Mammalia; Eulipotyphla; Erinaceidae. Bases 73 to 984 code for a protein of 303 amino acids. The transcript is spliced from 3 exons.